AAGCUGGAUAUGUGGCGCCGAUAAUCUCCCGUACCUGCACUCGCAACGACAGACUGUCAUUGGACGAUUAUUGCACGUGUUGCUGGGACUGGAUUUGUAAACAAGCGUUAACACAACCACGAUUCGCCCGUGCGUCUCGUGCACUAGAGAUUGACACUGCAGUGAUAGCGGCUUCACGGCUUCUCUUGCACGGGAUAUUACCAAAGGGUGAGAAAAUAGUUUCAAACAUGAACAUGAUGAAACAGUAUAUGAUGAGGUACUCGUCACCAACGUCAGUGUGAGGAGUGGAGUCAUGGCAGUAGGGCAAAAGUGUUAAGCAUCCAAACAGAAUCAAGUCAACCAUGGCAGACAGAAACACAGACAUCGAGGAACGUCUUGAGGACUUGAGUCCUGGGAUUUUGGAAAUCGAGGCAAAGUCCGAAGCAGGAUUUUCUCUGUCUCCAAGACGUGAAAAUGGAAUGAAGAAGUACAGUGGUGCCCUUUCACAUAUGAUUCCUGUCCGGAAAGCCAAAAGAUCCAAGUAUGAGUUCCCCCUGGCCAAGUCCGGCUGCAUCAGCGGACUCUUCUACAGCUGGCUCACCCCCGUCAUGUGGAAGAUCUUCCGGAAAGGUGUUGACUUCCUUGAGAACAUCCAGAUACUGGAAGAAGACUCAGCUAAAGUCAACUCAGACAGGUUUGAAAGGUUGUGGAAAGAAGAGGUCCUCACAGUGGGAGUGGCAAAGUCUUCCUUCGCUCGAGUCCUGUACCGCUUCGUCAAGACUCGAGUAAUUGUGGCGUUCUGCAUCAUCCUCAUUUUCUGUGCCUUUUCUCUGGCUAAUCCGAUUUUUUUAAUCCAUAAUUUCCUGGAAUAUUUGUCUCAAGGGGAAAUAACGGUGGGGACGGGCCUGGCGUACGUGGCAGGAAUAUUUCUGUGUGAGGCAGGGAGGACACUCACUGGUGCUGCCCUCUGGAACCUUGGAUACCGUUCAGGUGUGCGUGUAAGGGCUGGUGCUACUAGUUUUUUAUUUAAGAAGAUUUUACGAUUAAAGAGUUUAAAGAACAAGACUGUUGGAGAGCUUGUCAAUUUAGUUGGUAAUGAUGGCCAGCGUUUGUUCGAGGCAACUGCAAUCGGUCCUCUGGUGUUUUGUGCUCCGUUCGUGUUGCUGGGAGGUUCCAUAUAUGCUGUUUAUCUACUGGGACCUUAUGGUCUUAUUGGGACCUGCAUUUUCCUGGGAUUUUAUCCUUUCGCUGCACUGAUAUCAAGGCUCACAACUAAGUUUAGAAGAGAAGGGAUAAGAAUUACAGACAAGCGUGUCCGCAUGAUGAGUGAACUGCUGACAUGUGUGAAGCUCAUCAAGAUGUACGCAUGGGAAAAACCAUUCGCCAAAACAAUAUCAGACAUCCGGUCUAAAGAACGGGGAGUGCUGGAGAAGGCGGCGUAUGUACAGUCUCUCAGCACGUCCGUCGCCAGCAUGGUGCCUGUCUUCUCAUCCGUCAUCACUUUCAUCACUUACGUCGCUACAGGGAAUGAACUCACAGCUGCAAAGGCUUUCACGUUUGUGUCGUUGUUGAAUUCGAUGAGGUUCUCGCUAGGUGUGAUGCCAUACGCAAUAAAGGCUCUGGCGGAAGUGUUAGUCUCCAUGAAGAGAUAUAAGAGUGUGCUGUGUAUGGAGGAGAUCAGCCAGCCCAAGUGUACCGUGGCGUCCUCCAAUCAAAGAAUAGUUAUGCAAGAAGCCACAUUUAGCUGGGGCAUCAUUGAAUCUGCUGAGAAGAAACAUAACCAGGACAAUGGCAGCGUAUCGAAACCAAUGAUGAAUGGCGGUCACUUCACAGAAGAGACAACAGCGUUACGAGAAGCUGACGAGACAACGAUGCUGGAUGCUGUUCCAGAUCCCUGCCUCACAGACAUCACGUUUAACCUUGAAAAGGGCAAGCUGAUGGGUGUGUGUGGCAGCGUUGGUGCGGGGAAGACAUCCCUGAUCAGCGCCAUCCUGGGAAGAAUGGAUCUGUUGAGUGGGAAGAUUGCUGUCAAUGGCAGCAUAGCCUACGUCCCCCAGCAAGCCUGGAUCACCAACACCACUGUCAGGGAGAAUAUCCUGUUUGGGCUUCCAUACAAUGAAAAACGGUACAAAGAGAUCGUCAGUGCCUGUGCCUUGAAUGCAGACUUCCACACGUUUGUAUCAGGAGAUGCUACAGAGAUUGGAGAGCGGGGUCUCAACCUGAGUGGAGGUCAGAAGCAACGGAUCAGUAUGGCUCGAGCUGUGUACAGUGACAGUGAGAUCUACCUGCUGGACGACCCUCUGUCUGCCGUUGACGUCCAUGUCGGGCAUCACAUAGCCACAGAAGUUCUUCUGAAGUUAUUGAAGGGGAAGACUGUGCUGUUUGUCACUCACCAACUCCAGUACCUGGUUCACUGUGACGAGGUGAUGUUCCUGAAGGAUGGCCAGAUAGAGGAGAAGGGCACCCAUGGCGAGCUGAUGCAGCUGGACGGGGAGUAUGCCGGGCUGAUAAAGAUGUACUACUCUGAGCAGAUGGAGGAGGACGAAGAGGCUGACAUUGUACCUGAAGGGAGAUUGUCUUCACUGUCAUCAUCUAACAUUCACAAAGACAAGUCCGCCAAUGCACUUCCAGGGGAGAGCACUCCAGUUGGUAAACCCCCACCGCCACUUGAGAGACUGUUUUCUAGAGGGGCUGGGAUGGGGAACAUAUCCCCUAUAUCACACAAACAAGCAGCCCCCUUGGAGAGAAUGUUCUCACGGGGUGCUGGGAUGGCUCCUGCACCUCCCACCUUAGAGAGGUUGUUCUCACGGGGUGCAGCAGUGGAGAAGCCCCAGCCAGAGAUGUUCUCUGGGGGUCCCGGCGUGAGGGUGGAGAGACAGUUAAGUAGGUUGUCCUCAAGCAGCUCCGGUGAUGGUGAUGGAGAUGGGAAGUUGAUUGUUGCUGAGGAGAGAAGCACAGGGACCAUUGCCAUGGCGGUGUAUCGCCAGUAUAUGCAAGACGGUGGAGGAUGUCUCGUCUGUUUUGGUGUGUUUGCUGUCUUCUUCCUGGCCGUGGCCUCCCAGACGGGCGCAAACUGGUUUCUCGCCUACUGGCUGAACCAAGGCAAUGGUAAUAAUACAGUGGUCACCGUGGACAACGUGACCAUGUCCAGUAACAACGGGAAGAUCAAUGAGCACCCAUUGCAGAACACCUUCACCCUCAUCUAUGGGAUGUUUAUGGUGGUGAUGUUGUCGCUCAAUUUCUGCCGGGCCUUCGUCUUCAUGAAGGCUACACUCAAGGCCUCGAGUGGCCUCCAUGACCGGGCAUUCACACACAUACUAGACAGCCCCAUGGAGUUUUUUGAUACCACCCCUACUGGUCGGAUCGUCAACAGGUUCUCGGCUGAUAUGGACGAAGUGGACAUUCGUCUUCCCAUGCAAUCAGAAGUAUUCAUCAACAACGUCCUGCAAGUUGUCUUCUCCCUCUUGAUGAUCUGCUACAUGUCGCCAUGGUUUCUGGUUGCCAUGAUACCGCUCAUCGCAGUAUUUGGCUGCCUGUUUGUGAUGUUUGUUCGCUGUGCCCGCAACUUGAAGCGUAUGGACGCUGUUACCAAGUCUCCGCUGGUCAGUCACAUCACAGCCUCCGUCCAAGGAAUAUCCACCAUCCAUGCAUAUGGCAAGAUAGAGGAAUUCGUAACAAAGUUCCAGAAACUGCUAGAUAUCAAUUCCGUCCCUUUCUUUGUCUUCUACUCAGCAAGUCGCUGGCUGUCUGUGCGGCUUGACCUCCUCUGCGUCUGCAUCAGCGGCGCAACAGGCCUCAUCAUCGUCUUCAACUACGACAACAUCACACCAGCACUAGCUGGACUUGCCCUCUCAUUUGCUGUGCAGAUGACUGGACUGUUCCAGUUCACAGUGAGGCUUGCUAUCGAGACAGAGUCUCGCUUCACCUCUGUACAACGAAUACAGGAGUAUGCCAAGGAUACAUCCUCCGACGAUCUCAUGACUGUGUCCGACACCGAGCCCUCCACGGAUUGGCCGGCUGAGGGCAGAAUCGUUUACAAUCGGUUACGGAUGCGGUACCGAGAAGGAAUGCCUUUAGCCCUGAAAGGUGUAUCAUUCUCUGUGGAACCGCAGGAGAAAAUAGGCAUUGUAGGAAGAUCAGGCUCAGGGAAGUCGUCUCUCGGAGUGGCUUUGUUCCGCCUAGUGGAGGCAGCUUCAGGGACAAUCAUCAUCGAUGGCAUCGACAUCAGCAAGGUGUCUCACUACAAUCUGAGGUCCAAACUGGCCAUCAUUCCUCAGGAUCCUGUUCUCUUUGUUGGAACAGUCAGAUAUAAUCUCGACCCGUUCAGUGAGCAUGCUGAGGUGUCACUGUGGGAUGCCCUUCAGAAGUGCCACGUCAAAGACACGAUAGCAAACCUUGAUGAAAAGCUUGAAGCCAUGGUUGUUGAGAAUGGAGAAAACUUCUCAGUGGGAGAACGACAACUCCUCUGUCUGGCUCGGGCUCUGCUAAGACACAGCAAGAUCCUGAUGCUGGACGAAGCUACGGCAGCUAUCGACACGGAGACGGACACGCUGGUGCAGACAACCAUCAAAGAGGCGUUCUCCGACUGCACCAUGCUGAUCAUCGCUCACCGUCUGAACACCGUCCUCAGCUGCGACAGGAUCAUGGUCAUGGAGGACGGCAAGGUUGCCGAGUUUGACAAACCAUCAGCGCUCAUGUCAAGGCCUGAUUCCAAGUUCAAGGCCAUGUUAGAAGCCACAGAGAGCCAACAGAACUCAUCAUGACAGGGAUCACAGAUUUAAUAGUUUUGCCAGUGAGACGCAAACCAUCUUGGGGGUUGCUGUGAGAAGUAUGCUGCCGUGAACAUUUCUAUUUUCAUAUAUAUUGCUGUAUCAGCGACAUGCAUCCGCAGCAUUUGAUUGGAUAAUUACUGCCAACAGUGUGAGAAUCUGAUUGGACAGGACACCAAGUCAGAGUUUGAUUGGAUAACUACUGCCUCAAUUGUCAGAUUCUGAUUGGACAAGACAUCAAGCCAGAAUAUGAUUGGAUGACUACUGCCUCCAGUGUCAGAUUCUGAUUGGACAAGACAUCAAGCCAGAAUAUGAUUGGAUAACUGCUGCCUCCAGUGUCAGAUUCUGAUUGGACAAGACAUCAAGCCAGAAUAUGAUUGGAUGACUACUGCCUCCAGUGUCAGAUUCUGAUUGGACAAGACAUCAAGCCAGAAUAUGAUUGGAUAACUACUGCCUCCAAUGUCAGAUUCUGUUUGGACAAGACAGCAAGCCAGAACUUGAUUGGAUAACUACUGCAUCCAGUGUCAGAUUCUGAUUGGACAAGACAGCAAGCCAGAACUUGAUUGGAUAACUACUGCCUCCAGUGUCAGAUUCUGAUUGGACAAGACAGCAAGCCAGAACUUGAUUGGAUAACUACUGCCUCCAGUGUCAGAUUCUGAUUGGACAGGACAUCAAGUCAAAAUGUUUUUAGUUCCUGUGACUGAGAUGUGAAUCUGAUUGGGUAAUGUCUGUAGCCAGUGAGACAAUCUGAAUGGAUGAUUACUGUUGCUGGUGUGAGAAUCUGAUUGGACAGGACAUCAAGCCAGAAUCUGAUUGGAUAGUUACCGCAGCCAGUGUAAGAAUCUGAUUGGAUAAUAACUGCAGCCAGUGUGAGAAUCUGAUUGGAUAAUAACUGCACCCAGUGUGAGAAUCUGAUUGGAUGGGACAUAGAAACAAAUCUGAUUCGAUAAUUACUGCACUCGUGUCAAAAUCCGAUUCGAAAAAAUCUGAUUGGAUAGUUUCAGUAGCCAGUGUGAAAAUGUGGUCUGAUAAUUCCUCUACUGGAUGUGAGAUUCUGAUUUGACAUGACUUGGAGCCAAUCACUGGAUGGACAGGAGGACUACACGUACAGGAAUAUUAUCACCAGGAGAUGUGGGACAUGAAGUGAAUGGAACAAUGUUCAGUGUAUUAUUACACAGAAUCUUCCAAAUCAGAAUCAAACGGAAGGAUGCAUUUUGUAGGUUUGGACAAAACUCUUUGGUCACUAGUGACAGGAGAAUUUAUAUUCUUCAAAAAAAGUAGGGGAACUUCAUUUUUAAUUUACGAUUGAAAGGCGUGGGCAGUAUAUCGGAGUCAAUCAAUAUUGAUAUAAUAAUUAUGAAUGUUUUGAGAGUGCAUCACCACUUGCACUUCCUUAUGACCAUUGUUUGGACAGUAAUUGCUCUCGAAAGAUGAUUGGUGUAUGAUGUGAAAUUUGCUUGUAUACAAUUUUCAUUUUCAAGCCAAAAAUAUGGCUAGAAACAAACACUAACAACUGUGUGAUGCAAGAUGACUGUCAAAAUUAA
Molecule: messenger RNA, 6292 nt
Organism: Haliotis rubra (blacklip abalone)
Lineage: Eukaryota; Metazoa; Mollusca; Gastropoda; Lepetellida; Haliotidae
Product: ATP-binding cassette sub-family C member 5-like
Biological process (GO): transmembrane transport
Cellular component (GO): membrane
Molecular function (GO): ABC-type transporter activity; ATP binding; ATP hydrolysis activity
Source: RefSeq, a predicted model, not a curated record